Microdochium trichocladiopsis is the source of this 957-nucleotide messenger RNA. RefSeq lists its product as uncharacterized. The record is from RefSeq and is a predicted model, not a curated record. Lineage: Eukaryota; Fungi; Ascomycota; Sordariomycetes; Xylariales; Microdochiaceae. Bases 308 to 898 code for a protein of 196 amino acids. The transcript has a single exon.
UCCACGACGACCACCAAGAGCAUCAUCAUGUCGUGGAGAUUGUCGUCGACCAAGACUAGGGACGCCUGAACCCUUUCCUCCUCCUGCUGCUGCUUCGCGAGUAGUUCCUCCCGCGGUCUCUGCCUUUUCGAGACGCAUCGCCAUCAUCUCCCCGUACCCGGGCAUCCACUCCUCCGCUAGGCUGCGCCAUAUCUGCUCGCUCAGCCAGAUAUGUCUCCAGGCCCGACACACCUGCAGCACCGCGAGAUACGCGUCCGCCGCGCCGUCCUCGUGAUCCACCUCGGCGGCCAGGAGCAGCAGCUCGGCAAUGAUCAUGAUGUGCAGCUCCAACGGCAGGCGCGAGAUUAGCGGGCCCCCCGCCGCCGCUGCUGCUUCGGCUGCUAUUGCAUCUGCUGCUGUUGCACCACCAUUGUCGUCGACGUCCUCGCCGUGGAUCCCAUCAUCGCGCCAACCUCGGCCGGGUAGGGAGCCAAUAGUCUUCCUGGCAGAUCUUGAUGGCCAUGACGAUGACGCCGACAGCGCGCCACCGCCGACCGCCGCAGUCGUCGGGUCGGCUGCUGCCGAUGAUGCUGACCUCGCCGAGCGGCGGAUCUUUGCCAGGAAGGACUUCAUUCGUCGUUCUCGUUCUGUUUAUCUCCCUGUGCUUAAGGCCUGCCGCACAAGGUACACUCGCGACGACGACUCGUCACAGCGUCUUUUGGCGCUUUCCGUAAUGCUCUCGGGCAUGGGGGGCAGGUGGUGUGACCUGAUGGUCGGGCCUGAGUCAAGGGUCAAGUCAAGGUACUACUUGUCACUCUCAAAAGCGGCCCUCGUAAGGCAGGUACAGGGAUUGGUCAAGUCAUGGUCUCGGUCGCGGUCCAGGGACCAGGUCGUUGCUGGUACUGGUGGUCACUUUUAGGGAAGAGCAUGUCGCAGGUAGCUAGAUCCAGCUGCGUAAUAGGUACUCUCACGUGCUGC